Notothenia coriiceps (black rockcod) is the source of this 2967-nucleotide messenger RNA. Its product is annotated as rap1 GTPase-GDP dissociation stimulator 1-like. Gene Ontology annotation, molecular function: guanyl-nucleotide exchange factor activity. The record is from RefSeq and is a predicted model, not a curated record. The transcript has 6 exons. Lineage: Eukaryota; Metazoa; Chordata; Actinopteri; Perciformes; Nototheniidae. Bases 40 to 807 code for a protein of 255 amino acids. Gene Ontology annotation, biological process: positive regulation of GTPase activity.
UUGGCCUGCUGUGUUUUCUCAGAUAGUAACUGUGUGAAGAUGCUGGACCUUGGGGUGGUUCCUCACAUCCUGACCUUGUUGGAGCAACAUGUGGACGAAGGAGAUGUGUCUGUUCAACACGCUGGACUGAGCGCGCUCAGAAACCUGGCCAUUCCUGCCACUAACAAAGUGCGGAUGCUGGAGGACGGUGUGACGGAGAGAAUAAAGAGCCUGCUGCGCUCCGACAUGCCGCCGGUGCAGUUCAAACUGCUGGGGACACUGCGCAUGAUGGCGGACGGACACGAGGAGGCAGCUUUGGUGCUGGGGAGGGACGCUGUGCUGCUGGCCCGGGUCAUGGAGUGGUGUGAGGCCAAAGACCAUGCAGGGGUCCGGGGGGAGUCCAGUCGCCUCCUGGCUGCCCUCAUCAGACACAGUCGCAGCGCAGAAGUGGUCCAUGCUGUAGCCAAAGCAGAUGGGGUUCGGCACCUUAUCUCCAUGGCAACAAGUGAACAUGUCAUCAUGCAGAACGAGGCCCUGGUUUCCCUGGCAAUAGCAUUUGCCAUUGACAUUGAGUCUAUGAAGGAAGCGUUUAGGGACUCUGUGCUGCUCACCAUGCUGAAGGAGAUGUUGGAGGAUCCUCUCGGGGCGAUCGAAGUCAAGUUCAGUGCUUUGGGUCUGAUCUGCAGCCUGGCUAACUCCAGUGUGAUGAAGGAGGAGCUGCACUCUGUGAAUAUGAAGGAGAGCCUCAGUAAACUGACAGAGCACAGUAACAGUAAACUCGCCUCGCAGGCCAUCUCCAUACUGGCCUCUCUGGGUGACAGCAGCUAAAGCAGAACACGUUCCGUCCGGCUUAUUCAAAUGUAUUCAAAUGAUCCUACUGCUACCUAUUGAAAUGGCUUGACAAAAUGUAUCCUGUUGUUUGGCAAUAAUUACUUAUUUUGGAUAAGCAAGACUUAAAACUAAAAGGGGUUCAUCAACCAGGAGCAUGAAUGUGUGUCAAUCUAGCAAAUAGAUUAGGAGAAACAUGUGCUAAAUUGACAUCUUGGACUGAGAGUGGAAGUAGAGGAAAGUUGCCAGUGUCCACAUGAAACCUCUCCAUUGUUUUGACAUUUAUUGUAGGCCUAGAAAGGAGAAAGUCAGAUAGAAAUGAGUUCCCAUGAGACAAUGGCACUUAAAGGGAAGUUCAAGAAGGAAACCAAAACAUCUACACAUUAUUCUGUCUGUAAUCAGGCCUGUAGUUGUUGUGGUUUGCUGCCAUGGACCAUGGUUGGUGGAUAGAUGAAUGAAAUGACCUCACCUUCUUUGAGAUUUACUUGUCGUGAUGCUAGCCCAUGUUAAUAUAUAAUGUAUACAGAAAUGUCAUACUAUCAAACGUUUAAUGUGGAUAUCUAUAAACGUUGACAUUAAUUAAAUGUAAUAUUGAACAGAUUUCACAUAAUUGUAUUAGGUUAGUUCAAAGCAAUAAUAUUAAGUUGAACCUAAUAUUGUUUAUUGAACUUUCAACUAACCUAAUAGAGUUGUGAAAUCAGUUGACAUAAUACACAAGUGUCAGUUCUGGCCAAAUGUAUUGCAUGAAGAGCCCCACAGAUUUCUGAAAUGAACCGCAAUGUAUUGGUGCAUCCAAAUCACGAAGAGACAACCACAAGGUGGAAUUUUUGUUAAAAAUUGAAAAGAAAAUGUAAUCUCAUAGCCUCAAUCAAUGGACGGGGUUUGACAUUAAUAUGCGUAAAGCAAAAAUACCUAUGAAUGUUAAAAAGUAUCUGUGCAGCAAAAUUGUUGAGUUAAAAUUAUUUUUGAAUGAAUUUGAAUUUCAAUGACUUCAGUUACAAAUAAAAUGAGUGGCUAAUAUUGUUGAUAUCAGACUGAAUGGAUGCAAAUCAACUGCAUACAAUUGAGUUCAAGACUGAGAUAUUUCUUACAGGCUUAAGCCUGGUCGAGAGGACCAAACCACUGUCAUUCACCACAGUAAACAGAGCUAUUAAUGUACUGUAGCCAUACUCACAAACAACACAACUGCAUGUGCUCUAGUAAUACACACUGACUUUUUCUAGUGGUGAAACAUUAUGACUUGAGUUUUACAAUGACUUGGGUAAGCUAAGAGAGGUGGUGUUAUCAUCUGGAAGGAAACAACAAGCUGUGUAUCGUUGGUCAUGGUUAAACAGAUUCUGGUACUGACUUUAAUGCAAUGCAAAAAAAUGAUGCUGUUUGUGUUACAAAUAUACUAGAAGAAUCGGUCUGUUUGUAUGUAUAUUCAGGAUCAUUGAGAAGAGUGCAGGUGUACACCACACACACAAUAGCAGAGUAACAGGAGUGAUGCACACCAAAGGUGCUUUUCAGAGAUAAGGGGAAUAGAUUUUGGUAGGCUGUGUGAGUGGGGGGCUAAGAACCUGCAGCACAUUAGAAUGAAAAUACUCAUUAAAACGUCAUGGUGACAGGUGCAUGGACAUCUUCAUUGAAACUGUGUUUCCAUCAACAGUUGAAGGGAGACCUAACCCAAUGAUAGGUUGAUGAUCAAAAGCAUAACUUAUCCGACUGCCUGCACAUGUGGCUGCAGCGUGACAGCAAAAUCCACCACUAACACACUCUAAAUAAAGCUUCCUGUUGAUGAUAUAUCGCAAACAUACAUUUGUAAUCCCUCAGAGGGAUCCUAGAAGCACAAUGUGAAAAAGACACAUGCACAACAUAUCUGAACUGCAUCCAUUAUCAUAAUACAUAACAGUGUUACAGUGCAAUAAGCAAUGCAGUGUACAUUUAUAGUUUGGCAGCCAGAGGAAAUUAUGAGUGUCUGUUCUAUUCAAUAAUGCAGCGGACAAGAGUUGUACUGUCAUAUUUUAUGUUAUAUUUGUAUCAAGAUUUAUUUCUCUAUACAUUAAUAUAUAACACCAACAUUUGGAAAAAAUCUGUAUAUUUCAAAGUAAGAGAAUAUUUAAAAAAAUGUAAGCUUUGUUCUAGAAACAGCAGAAUAAAGAUAUGCAAUGUCUUCCCCCA